Messenger RNA from Tripterygium wilfordii, 2434 nucleotides. RefSeq names its product KH domain-containing protein HEN4. Gene Ontology annotation, molecular function: mRNA binding. Gene Ontology annotation, cellular component: nucleus; cytoplasm. NCBI's taxonomy places the organism in Eukaryota, Viridiplantae, Streptophyta, Magnoliopsida, Celastrales, Celastraceae. The record is from RefSeq and is a predicted model, not a curated record. The transcript is spliced from 7 exons. Gene Ontology annotation, biological process: regulation of gene expression. Bases 261 to 1778 code for a protein of 505 amino acids.
UCGUUAUUUUUCCACACACAGAGAGGCAGAGAGAGGUGAGUAUUGUUUCGCAAGCCGGAGAAGAACUCGGUGACAGACGACACAGGACUCAGUCUGCCUAGUCUUUCGUUCUAAGCGUUCGUUUCUCUUAAGCUCAAAUUCCUUUGCUCACAAUUUAUGGAACCCAGUACCGUCAGUGGUUUGCAGAUCUAGGUCGUUUUUCAGGCGCCACAAGAUUCUUGUUCUGUUGGGUUUCCAUAGACUAGAGCUUAAACCUGUAAAUGAUGGCUGGCCAGAGAAGUGAUUAUGGCAAUAGUUCUCAGUCUCGAUCUGAUUAUGGGGAAAGUAAGAGAACAGACCAUGGCGAUGAUAAUGACCAGCAUGAUAUUGACUCUGAAGAGACUGUUUAUCGUUACUUAUGCCCUGUGAGAAAGAUCGGAAGUAUCAUUGGGAAAGGUGGAGAAAUAGCUAAGCUAUUAAGGUCUGAAAGUAAAUCGAACAUUAGGAUUGCGGAGAAUAUGCCAGGCUGUGAUGAGCGUUUAGUCACAAUAUACAGUACCAGCAAGGAAACCAAUCUUUUAAAAGAUAACGGUGACUUUGUUGCACCUGCAUUGGAUGCUCUCUUUAUGGUGCAUGACAGGAUUGUUUCAGAUGGUCUGCCUGCUACUGAAGAAUUUGAAGAAGUCCAACAGAUCACAGUUAGGAUGCUUGUGCCAUCAGAUCAGAUCGGAUGUAUAAUCGGUAAAGGAGGACACAUAAUCCAGAAAAUGCGAACUGAAACUCGAGCUCAGAUUCGCAUUUUAAGAGAUGAAUAUUUGCCACCCUUGGCUUUGAGUAAUGACGAGCUUCUCCAGAUAAUAGGGGAGCCUUCAAUUGUGAGAAAGGCUCUCUAUCAAGUUGCUUCCCUUCUUCAUGAGAAUCCAUCUCGAUACAAUCACUUGCUUUUGGCUUCUUCAUCCAACAUGAGUCAGUCUGGUGGCAUGCUUAUGACUCCAAAUACCAGUGCUCCACAUGGAAAUUACACAGGUCUUUCAUCAUACCCAGAUCAAAGAGAUGAAACCUUUGCGAAAGAAUUCUCUCUUCGUCUUGUGUGUCCAACUGGAAAUAUAGGGUCAGUGAUUGGAAAAGGUGGCUGUAUUAUCAAGCAAAUUAGACAAGAAUCUAGGGCUUUCAUCAAAGUUGAUAGCAUUGGUGCUGAAGACGAGUGCAUCAUAUUUAUAUCCGCAAAGGAGUUUUCUGAAGACCAGUCUCCAACAAUUACUGCAGCAAUGCGCUUACAACCUCGGUGCAGUGAAAAGACUGAAAGGGAAUCGGGCGAUUCUGUACUCACCACUCGUUUACUUGUUUCAAGUUCGCAGAUUGGUUGCCUUAUAGGUAAAGGUGGGGCUAUUAUUUCUGAGAUGAGGAAUGUAACAAGGGCUGGCAUCCGCAUUCUUUCAGAAGGAAACCUUCCCAAAGGUGCUUAUGAAGAUGAUGAGAUGGUGCAGAUUACUGGAGGAGCUGAUGUUGCAAAUGCUGCCCUUUUACAAGUAGCUUUGAGGUUAAAAGCCAACUUAUUCAAGAGGGAUGGCAUACUAGCUCCAUUUUCACCAGGUCUUCCAUUCACACCUAUGUCUGUAGACGCUUCAAAUGGUCUAAGAAAUGGAAGCCGAGAUAUCCAUUUACGUGGCCGUGGAUAUUCUUCUCACUCUAUUGAACAUGGUUCACGGGAUAUACCUACAGGUGACAAUUAUGAGAGUGAUGGUGAUGGUGCACACAAAACACAGAGUGACGUGACGGUAGUGACUGAACGGUGGUGAAAUGGAUGGCUACGAAAAAUCUUCUGAUUGACACCAGGCAUUGUGGUUCGAUUCCUAAUCUGCAAGUCCUAGAGCUAGAAGUUGAUAAUUCCCUUUUUUUUUUGUUGCUUUCAACCUCUGCAUAAGAGUAAGCACUUUUUUUUUAUUUACUUUCUAUGUCAUUACUCAGAUCCACCGUGGCUAAUUAUAUCUUGAUGUAACAAACUAAACAGCUUUCUAUUGCAUUUGUUGCCUUCUCAGUCCAAUCUAAACAGCUUUAUCCAGAAACCUCCAUAACCAGCCCUUUGUCCUGAGGGCAUCAGAGAUCCGACCAAAUUAUGCUUUGCCUUGCAUCCUGUGACGCUUUGUUUUGGACGGCUUAUGUCUAUUGGUGCUCCAGUUCAAUGAUUCAUGUACUUUUGCUUAAUUUUGCUAUUUUACGUCAUCUGCUUCUAUGUCGCGAGUGUCCCGCUCUUUUAUUUUCUUGUUAUCUAAACAUCAGCUGGAAUUUACUUAUAUGAGAGUUGGCAAUGCAUAUUGAAUAAUAUAGUGGUGCUUGCUAUGUUUGUUUUGGAGAAACCUCAGUGAGGCUCGCAGUUUUCUUCUUGGGUGAGAACUUCAUUCAUAAACAGUUGUCUGAAUUAAUGGACAGAUUACUGCUGUGAUAAUAGAUUGUA